AUGGAAAACUGUCACAGAGCUAGGGUUAGAGAGUACAAAAAAUCGUCGACUCCUCGUCUCCGGUGGACGCCUGACCUCCAUAAUCGGUUUGUCGAAGCUAUUCAGAAACUCGGCGGGAAACACAGAGCAACUCCAAAGAGAAUUAUGCAAGUGAUGGCUGUAAGAGGGCUCAAAAUUUCUCAUGUCAAGAGCCAUCUCCAGCUGUAUAGGAGCAUCAAGGAAUGUAUGCACUCAGAAGCGUUCCUCAUGAAGAAAAAUUCAGCCCGUUAUUUGCUUCCUCUAAAACAUGAGUAUUCAGAGGAAUAUUUAAGACGGCCUGGUGGAGAACAAGACGUUAAAACCACACUACUCAUCGACUCGCCGCAGGGACGAAGAAGGAAAACUUAUGACCAAAAUAUUGCACAUAACUUUUUCCACCAUAAAUCCCUGCUGCAGGGGCUGGUGCAGACGGAGGACAAAACCGGAAUUAGCACAAGCAGUAGUACUGGAAGUAAAGAAGAAAACGAAGGUGAAAAUAAUAAGGCAAAUAUUUCAAUAAACUGGUGGAGGAGUUUGGACAAUAUUCACAAGACAUCUGCAGGAUCAUCAAGCAGCUGUUCUUCUAUAAAUUUGGACCUAACUAUGUCCUGA
This is a messenger RNA of Striga hermonthica, 630 nucleotides long. NCBI's taxonomy places the organism in Eukaryota, Viridiplantae, Streptophyta, Magnoliopsida, Lamiales, Orobanchaceae. The record is from the annotation of a GenBank genome assembly.